AUGGCGGCACACGUAAAACUUUGUUGUCUAGAACCAUUUCCAAUAUAUUUGCACCCGCUGAACGUCCUUGUACAAAAAUUGCAAUUCACUCAUGUGUUCCCGAGUUGCACUGAAUCGUCAUAUGUAAUUGUGUUUUCCUCGAGGGACCUCCAGUCACCCUCAAAACGAGGUAUUUUACUUUCAGCUCAAUUGAUGUCCGAAGAGGAAACACCUGUGUUUGCACCUUCUGUCAUUCACAGUACAUUGAGGGUUUAUGUAAGCAGGUUGUUCCUCAGACACUACGGACUUGAACACGGCACACAAGGAAUGGUUCGCUUUAUAUCUCCGCUACCUCUGAACAAGGUUGUUAUUGGUGCGCGCACUCGACAAAGCUUCAAAUGGGCUAUCUCUGAAAAGUUCUCAAAUGGUCUCUUAGUCCUGGCAUCGUGUCAGAGGCAAACACUUUUGGCAAGGCAAGGAGAUAUACUGUUGUUACCUUAUCAUCCUUUAUUGGGUGAAGAUGCAGCUCAAGUGAAUCAGUAUCUGUCCGAUUUAGUUGUGCUGGAGUGUAGUCCCGUUAUGCAGGGGGUGAUAACCAUCAACACAAGCGUUGUGGUGUCAGACUGUAGGGACAUUGGCUAUCAUCAUGGCACAGUGGAACUGUCAAAUAACAGUUUUAACUCUAGAAAUGUGAUCACCUCGUUAUUUGCAUCAGAUUUUGCCCAUUAUGCUAACAGUCUAGGUUCUGGAAGUUCCUUGUUGAACAGUCAGUUGCUUGACCAUACUGAUUUUUCUGCUCUCCUGGAAGCACUUGAAUGCAGACUUGAGAUCAGGGUCAUUGAUUUGUCUAGUUUUCACAGACAGGGAAAAAUUUCAACAAACCAGGAAGGUCUGGUGGACGUGGAUAGCACUAUUUUUGUGAAUAAGAAUCUGCUACUGAAACUGGGAUUAUUUAAUGGGGAAUGGGUCAAAACAUCUGUGCUGAGUUUUCCUUCUGAAAAGGCAAAAAUACCCACAAAGGAAGAUCUGGCCCAAAGUCUAGGGCAGGCAGAGAACAAAUGUGCAGACAGGGGUUCAACCAAAACCAGGGGAUGUGUUCACCGUGCCUCAGUUGUGGUGUUUGACCUCUCCAAGUCUGGAGACGUGGAUCUUCAGGACAGUGUGGGCUUCAUCUCUCCUGUUCACUGGUUCAACUUAUCUAGCGGUGAACCAGCGCUCAUUGGCAACAAAGUGGUCAAGAUCAAGAGGUGGAAUAAGCCACCGACUCAAAUAAAGUUACAGCUCUCAGAGAGUGCAUCCCGCUCUGCUGCCCCGGCAUUUGCCAAAGAGCUCCACAUUGAGGCAGUCAUAUCACCUGACUACAACUCCCAUGGGCCUUUUGACAGCAUCCUCUAUAAACACUUCGGUACUGCAAGGCUUGUCAAACAAAGUUAUGUAUUGGCCAUUCCAACACUUGGCCAUCCUGAGAUUUUUGAGAACAACUCAGAAAGCAUCCCCAGGUGGCCAGUUUUGUAUUUCAAAGUGAAGAGGGUCUGUGGCUUUUCUCCAGAGGAGGGGGAGACAGGUCCCUAUCUAGCAGAUACAGAGCAUACCUCUCUCUACAUGGAAAGCUGCACCAAUAGCACAGUUCCAUGGCUUUUUACAAGUGAAGGUUCAUCAUCAUUCUGGACGAGCUUGUCCCCUCCUGGGCUCUCUAGCACCGUGGACCAACUGAUCACAGCUAUUCAGCCCCAUCUGAAUGAGAGCUCUGCUGCACUCAGGAACGGUUGCACCGUUCUGCUCCUCGGCCCAGGUGGAAGCGGCAAAGUCACUGUUGUCAAGGCGGCUUGUAGGAGGUUGCACCUGCAUUUAAUGAAGGUGGACUGUGUGACGCUGUGUGCAGACACUGCAGCUGCCUGUGAGGUGAAGAUGAAGACAGCCUUCCAAAGAGCAGAGCUCCACCGUCCGUGCCUUCUGUUGCUAAGGAACCUGCAAUUACUCGGACAGCCACGGGAUGGCACUGAGGUUGACUCCAGGGUGGUGGCUGCCCUCUGUCAGCUCAUAACCACCACCCCUUCCAGCGUAACGGUGGUGGCAGCUCUGAGCAGCCCACAGGAGCUGUCAUCAGAUUUGAUGGCAGCGUUUGUGCACCAGGUGGAGUUAGAGAGUCUCUCUGAGGAGCAGAGAAGAGCCAUGCUGUCCUGCCUUAGUGAUGGUCUCUCCUUGGGGAAGGAUGUCAACCUGAGCAAGCUCGCAAAACAGACGGCCGGCUUCCUUUUGGGGGACCUGUGUGCACUACUCAUCAAUGCUGGUAAAGCGGCUCAGAGACGGCUGCUGAAGACGUGUUUUCCAGACGGGGUGGGUAUACAGGAGGAAGAGGACCUGUGUGCAUCAGGGGUGACCAUUACAGCAGAGGACUUCACCAGGGCGAUGGACACCCUGCAGGAAGCCCACUCACAGGCCAUCGGAGCCCCAAAGAUUCCAUCAGUGAGGUGGCAGGAUGUUGGAGGUCUCCAGCAGGUGAAGAAAGAGAUCCUGGACACCAUUCAGCUUCCUCUGGAGCAUCCAGAGCUGCUCUCUCUUGGCCUCCGUCGCUCUGGCUUGUUGCUCUAUGGACCACCGGGCACUGGGAAGACCCUCCUGGCCAAAGCCGUGGCCACAGAGUGCUCCAUGACUUUCCUCAGUGUCAAAGGCCCAGAGCUCAUCAACAUGUACGUUGGCCAAAGUGAGGAAAACGUCAGAGAUGUAUUUUCAAAAGCCCGGGCUGCUGCUCCUUGUAUAAUCUUCUUUGAUGAACUGGACUCUUUGGCUCCUAACAGGGGCAAUAGUGGAGACUCUGGUGGAGUGAUGGACAGGGUUGUCUCUCAGCUCCUUGCUGAACUGGAUGGGCUUCACUCUUCUGGUGACGUGUUUGUCAUUGGAGCUACCAACCGCCCAGACUUGCUUGACCAAUCAUUGCUCAGACCUGGCCGAUUCGACAAGCUGGUCUACGUUGGGAUUAACGAAGACAGGGAAUCCCAGCUGCAGGUCCUAAAGGCAAUCGUAAGAAAGUUUAAAGUCGACCCCAGUGUUAGUCUAUCAGAUGUGGUGGAACGUUGCCCUGCUCAGCUAACCGGAGCAGACAUGUACGCUCUCUGCUCCGACGCCAUGAUGUCGGCGAUCAAGAGGAAGAUAACAUCUGUCAGUGAAGGUCUGGAGUCUGAAGAUAGUGAGCUGACCUUGUGUGCGGAGGACUUUUGGCAGGCCCUGGAGGUGCUACAGCCCUCUGUGACAGAGCAGGAGCUACUGAAAUACAAACUCAUCCAGCAGAAAUUCACAACAAAGUAACACUACCAACCAGAAUGCUGCCAGCCGCUACUCAGUAUCAAAGUUAACCUCCAUUCUGUUUCAGCUCCGGUGCAGGUUAGAACUGCCUGUCCUUUCUGCUGGUCUUUUUUACAGUUGAUUUGGAAUUGCUAUAGAAUGAAUUACUAAUCCUGCCUAACUCCUCA
This is a messenger RNA of Chanos chanos (milkfish), 3449 nucleotides long. RefSeq names its product peroxisomal biogenesis factor 6 (gene pex6). Gene Ontology annotation, biological process: protein import into peroxisome matrix. The transcript has 17 exons. Gene Ontology annotation, molecular function: ATP hydrolysis activity; ATP binding. The coding region runs from base 1 to 3285 and encodes 1094 amino acids. The record is from RefSeq and is a predicted model, not a curated record. Gene Ontology annotation, cellular component: cytosol; peroxisomal membrane. NCBI's taxonomy places the organism in Eukaryota, Metazoa, Chordata, Actinopteri, Gonorynchiformes, Chanidae.